This is a messenger RNA of Sphaeramia orbicularis (orbiculate cardinalfish), 5198 nucleotides long. RefSeq names its product PDS5 cohesin associated factor B (gene pds5b). The record is from RefSeq and is a predicted model, not a curated record. Gene Ontology annotation, biological process: mitotic sister chromatid cohesion; DNA repair. The transcript is spliced from 35 exons. Gene Ontology annotation, molecular function: DNA binding. Bases 122 to 4333 code for a protein of 1403 amino acids. Gene Ontology annotation, cellular component: nucleus; chromatin. NCBI's taxonomy places the organism in Eukaryota, Metazoa, Chordata, Actinopteri, Kurtiformes, Apogonidae.
CCCAUGGGCACUGGAUCUAUACAUAUUGGCGCCAUUUUGGAGCUAGGAGGGGGAAGAGAGCUGCAGAAGAGGACACGAUUGAUCACAAUUCACCGUUACAGGCAGUGAAGAGCUAAAGAGGAUGGCUCACUCUAAAGCUCGAGCCGCAGACGGGAAGGUGACCUACCCCCCGGGGGUCAAGGAGAUCUCUGACAAAAUCUCCAAAGAGGAGAUGGUCCGCAGGCUCAAGAUGGUUGUGAAGACCUUCAUGGACAUGGACCAGGACUCUGAGGAAGAGAAGGAGCUGUACCUGAACCUGGCCCUCCACCUGGCAUCAGAUUUCUUUCUCAAACACCCAGACAAAGACGUGCGUCUGUUGGUGGCCUGCUGUCUAGCUGACAUUUUCAGGAUUUAUGCUCCGGAGGCGCCCUACACAUCUCCAGAUAAACUGAAGGACAUUUUCAUGUUCAUCACCAGACAACUGAAAGGACUGGAGGACACCAAGAGCGCUCAGUUCAACAGAUAUUUCUACUUGCUUGAGAACAUUGCAUGGGUGAAGUCCUACAACAUUUGCUUUGAACUUGAAGACAGCAACGAGAUAUUCACCCAGCUUUACAGAACGCUCUUCCAGGUCAUCAACAAUGGCCACAAUCAGAAGGUGCACAUGCAUAUGGUGGACCUGAUGAGCUCCAUCAUCUGUGAGGGUGACACUGUAUCUCAGGAGCUACUGGACACAGUGUUGGUCAACCUUGUGCCAGCACAUAAGAACCUGAAUAAACAAGCAUAUGACCUAGCCAAAGCUCUGCUGAAGAGGACUGCUCAAGCAAUUGAACCGUACAUCACCAAUUUCUUCAACCAGGUGCUGAUGCUGGGGAAGACGUCAGUCAGCGAUCUGUCCGAGCACGUUUUUGACCUAAUUUUGGAGCUUUACAACAUCGACAGCCACCUGCUGCUGUCUGUGCUGCCACAGCUCGAAUUCAAGCUGAAGAGUAAUGAUAAUGAUGAAAGGCUGCAGGUGGUGAAGCUGCUGGCUAAGAUGUUUGGAGCUAAGGACUCGGAGCUGGCUGCGCAGAACAAACCGCUCUGGCAGUGCUACCUGGGCAGGUUUAAUGACAUCCAUGUGCCUAUCAGACUGGAGUGUGUGAAAUUUGCCAGUCACUGUCUCAUGAACCACCCAGAUCUGGCCAAAGACCUCACAGAAUACUUGAGGGUGAGAUCACAUGACCCAGAGGAGGCCAUCCGCCAUGAUGUCAUUGUCUCUAUAGUAACUGCUGCCAAGAAAGACUUGUCCCUAGUCAAUGAUGCAUUACUCAAUUUUGUAAAAGAGAGAACCUUAGACAAAAGAUGGCGUGUUCGAAAGGAGGCCAUGAUGGGCCUGGCAUCGAUCUACAGGAAGUACUCACUACAGGGAGAAGGAGGGAGGGAAGCCUCAAAGCAGAUCUCCUGGAUCAAAGACAAGCUACUUCACAUCUACUACCAGAACAGCAUUGAUGACAGGUUACUGGUGGAGCGGGUCUUUGCCCAGUAUAUGGUCCCUCACAAUCUGGAAACCACCGAGAGGAUGAAAUGUCUAUAUUAUCUGUACGCCACCCUGGACACGAACGCCGUCAAAGCUCUAAAUGAGAUGUGGAAAUGCCAGAAUCUGCUGAGGCACCAUGUCAAAGACCUGCUGGACCUGGUCAAAAAACCCAAGUCUGAAGCAUCCAGCAAGGCUGUAUUUGCCAAAGUCAUGGUGAUCACAAGGAACCUGCCAGACCCGGGCAAAGCUCAGGACUUUGUGAAGAAGCUGGCCCAGGUCCUGGACGACGACGAGCGGAUCAGGGACCAGUUGGAAACCCUUGUCAGCCCCACCUGCUCGUGCAAACAGGCUGAAGUCUGCGUGCGGGACAUCACUAAAAAGCUCGGUAGCCCCAAACAGCCCAGCAAUCCUUUCCUGGAAAUGGUCAAGUUCCUGCUGGAGAGAAUCGCUCCAGUCCACAUCGACACUGAGUCCAUCAGCGCUUUGAUAAAACAGGUGAACAAAUCUAUAGAUGGAACAGCUGAUGAUGAAGAGGAGGGUGUUCCUACUGAAGAGGCCAUCAGAGCUGGACUUGAACUGCUGAAGGUGCUGUCGUUCACACACCCAGUGUCGUUCCACUCUGCAGAGACGUUUGAGUCUCUGUUGGGUUGUCUGAAGAUGGACGAUGAGAAGGUGGCUGAGGCCGCGCUGCAGAUCUUCAAAAACACAGGCAGCAAGAUGGAGGAAAGUUUCCCUCACAUCAAAUCUGUUUUGCUGCCGGUACUGCAAGCCAAAGCUAAGCGAGGCCCCCCUCGCCAGGCCAAGUAUGCCAUCCACUGCAUCCACGCCAUGUUCAGCAACAGAGACACACACUUUGCCCAGAUCUUUGAGCCUCUGCACAAAGGUCUGGAUCCUGCAAACCUGGAGCAGCUCAUUACUCCACUCACCACCCUAGGGCACCUCGCUCAGCUGGCCCCAGAACAGUUUGCUGCACCGCUUAAAUCUCUAGUCGCCAACUUCAUAGUAAAAGAUCUGCUCAUGAAUGACAGGAUCCCAGGGAAGAAGACGACCAAACUUUGGGUUCCUGAUGAUGAAGUGUCCCCUGAGACUCUGGCAAAGAUCCAAGGCAUAAAGCUGAUGGUCAGGUGGUUACUAGGAGUGAAGAACAACCAGAGCAAGUCCGGCAACUCCACCCUGAGGAUGCUGACUGCUAUUCUCCACAGUGAUGGAGACCUAACCGAGCAGGGCAGGAUGGGUAAACCAGACAUGUCGAGGCUGCGACUCGCCGCAGCCUGUGCUCUGCUGAAACUGGCACAGGAGCCCUGUUACCAUGAGAUCAUCACACUGGAGCAAUAUCAGCUUUGUGCUCUCGUCAUCAAUGAUGAGUGUUACCAGGUGCGACAGUGUUUUGCCCAGAAGCUCCACCGAGGCCUGUGCCGCCUCCGUCUGCCUCUGGAGUACAUGGCAGUGUUUGCUUUGUGUGCCAAGGACCCUGUUAAGGAGAGGAGGGCUCAUGCCCGCCAGUGCCUGGUGAAGAAUGUCAACAUACGACGGGAGUACCUCAAACAGCACGCAGCCAUCAGCGACAAGUUAUUCUCCCUACUGCCGGAGUACGUGGUGCCCUAUGCCAUCCACCUGCUGGCUCAUGAUCCAGACUACGUCAAAGUACAGGACAUCGAGCAGCUCAAAGAAAUUAAAGAGGCGCUGUGGUUUGUCUUGGAGAUCAUCAUGGCCAAGAAUGAGAACAACAGUCACGCUUUCAUCAGAAAAAUGGUGGAAAACAUCAAACAGACGAAAGACGCUCAGUCGCCCAAUGAUCCCAAAACUAAUGAGAAACUCUAUACAGUGUGCGAUGUAGCCAUGCACAUUAUAAUGUCAAAGAGCACCACCUACAGCCUGGAGUCGCCAAAAGAUCCCGUGCUGCCUUCGCGAUUCUUCACCAAACCUGACAAGAAUUUCAGCAACACAAAGAACUAUCUCCCACCAGAAAUGAAGACAUUCUUCACACCAGGGAAGCCCAAGUCGGCCAAUGUUCUGGGCGCCGUCAACAAGCCGCUGUCGUCGGCCGGGAAACAGCUGCAGAGUAAAGCCUCUCGCAUGGAGACCACCAGCAACGACGACUCCUCAUCAAACCCGGGCUCCCCACAGCGCAGCAAGACCAGGCUCGACAGCACAGAACUGGACCACAGUGAAAACGAGGACUUCAGCCUAAAGAGAUCAGACAGCACCGACAAGGAGAUUGAAAAACCCCGCGGUCGCAAACGUGGUGUGGCUGCCAGUGACGACCAGGACAGCAAGCCAAAGCGCGGCCGCAAGAAGGCAGUGGCCAACACGACCUCAACGGCCGAGUCCGAGGACCAGUGGGACGAUGACACCAGGCCAGAGGACGAGCAGAACAGCCCACCCAAGAAAGGGCGCAGGGGCCGGCCUCCAAAGUCCGCCUCUGCUGGCCAAGACACACCCGCCAAAGGGAAGAGAGGGAGGAAGAAGGCAGCACCACCUCCAGAUGAUGAGGAGGAGGAGGAGGAAGAGGAGCGAGAGGAGGAAGUAGAUGACGAGGAGGAAGACGACGACAGGAGCAGUGAAAAUAUGGAGGUGAAGACCAAGGGAGGAAGGCAAGCGAGAGCGCCGCGGCGAUCACAAGGCUCCGAGUCAGCAGAGUCCACACCACAGAAGAGAAGAGGACGGCCACCAAAAUCAGCUCAGCCUCCUGCCAAGAAACCAGCGCGUGGUGGGCGAUCGAAGGCAGCUGCUUCAAAAGAGGACUCUGAGGAGGAAGAUGAAGAUGAGGAGGAGGAGCAGGAGGAGGAGCCAACACCCAAGGGUCGUAAGAAGGCAGCAGGCCGAAGAAGAUGAAUGACCUGAAAAACCAACGGAGGACGGGAAAUAAAACGUCUGUUAAGUCAUGGACGGAUGAUGUAGGAAAGACAAUAUGGACAUUGAACUUUUUAAACUUUUCAUACGCCAACGCUCCUACUGUUACACCAAUUCACACACUUGCAUAUACCACAUGCGCACCACGUCAGUACAUCUGUAUCAUCAGCUGUGGGUUGUUGCAUUGUGUCGCAUUGUGAUGAUGUUCGCCACAUUCAAUAGAAAUGAUUUUAACAGAAAAACAACAAAAAAAAGCGCUCUUGUAAAUAGUCUCUUCUGUCUGUUUCAUGUUCUGUUGUUGUGUUUGUUGCUGACUGGGGGGAUGAUGUAAAGCCUUACUCGCCGAUAUUAUUAUUAUUAUUAUUAUAAUUAUUAUUAUUAUUAUUGAAGUGCUCCCUUAAAGCAAUAUUGCUUCUCAAUUUUCCCUUCUGUGUCCCACUUUUAAACCUGAAAGAGAUUAACCAUUAUCUUUUUUUUGUGAUGUUAAUUGUCAUUUUACAUUUUAAAAAAAACGCCCAUGUUUUUUUGUUUACAGCUUUGUAUAUUAAUACCUAUUUUUUUCUUUUGUUUUCUUUUUUUUGUUUUUUGUUUUUUUGUUUUUGUUUUUUUUUUACCAUGUAUGAAAAUUAAAAAAAAAAAAAAAAAAAAAGAAACAGUCAGAAACCUGUCCAAAUGUAGAGUUGCCUCUGGAGAAGAUUGUAGUGUCCUUUUUUUAGGUUUGUACUUGCUGGUAGGCAGACGUCAUGAGCAGCUGUGGUUGUAGUGUUUGUCACUGCUGAUUAACUCGGCUUCACAUCCACCCAGUCAGAGCCUCUGUUGUAUCAAUAUAAUUCUCUAUAAAACUUGA